Molecule: messenger RNA, 2250 nt
Organism: Limulus polyphemus (Atlantic horseshoe crab)
Lineage: Eukaryota; Metazoa; Arthropoda; Merostomata; Xiphosura; Limulidae
Product: DET1- and DDB1-associated protein 1-like
Exons: 6
Coding region: 603-902 (99 amino acids)
Biological process (GO): positive regulation of proteasomal ubiquitin-dependent protein catabolic process
Cellular component (GO): Cul4-RING E3 ubiquitin ligase complex
Source: RefSeq, a predicted model, not a curated record
UGAUGACAGAUGAAUACUGACAUCUGUGCCUCAUAAAUAUUUCUUCACUAACCAUUUAGAGGAAUAUCAUGGCUCACUUUCAAAAAGUUAUACAUUUUUUCUCUUAGCACUGAACUCGUGGGUUGUAAGAUAAACAUGUUUUAUAUUGGUGGUGGGGCUUUGUCAGUUGGAGAAGUUAAAACCUCUUUCAACACGAAAAAAUGUUAUUUUCAAAUAUAAAAAAUAUUCUGAGGAUAAUCAUCUUGCUGAAGCCAAGGCUGUCAUUGAUUCCACAACCAAGUGGGCAUUUAAUACUUUUGAAGUACUGAUGUCAAAGGGCAGAGCUCUUCCUAAUGUAACACUCAAAAGAUCACACUCACUUGAGAAAGAACUGAAACGUUGCUAAUAUCAAGAACUGAUUGACUGUAGUAUAGUCGUAUCAAAGUGCACUCAAAAGUUUUGUGAGAUAUUAAAACUUAGGAAAUUAUAUUAAUGCGGUGCUUUGUAAGUGUAAUUGCAAGCGUCCUACAAAGAAGCUUCAAUAGUUCCUGAAAGAAAAAACACAAACAAUAAACAGACUGUUUAAUUUAUAUAGUUCUAUUUCAUUUGCCCCAAAAUAAAAAAUGUCUAUAGCAGAGUUUUUAAAAGAGCUGCCAUCACAUAAUGAGAGCAACUUUUCAAGAUUUCAAGCUGAUACAUCAUCAAAAACAACUGUAAAGAGACCAGCUGUGUAUUUACCAACAAAGGAUCAUCCAGCAGAGCAAAUAAUAAUAACAGAGAAGACGAACAUUCUUCUACGAUAUUUACAUCAACAAUGGGAUAAGAAGAAUUCUUCAAAAAAACGAGACUCUGGUCAUAUUGCAAAUGCAACUGUGGAUGAAAAUGUGUCUCGUAAAAGGCUUCGUACUGACAGCUCACCCUAAAGAUCUUUAGUAAUGUAGGAGUUGAUUAUUUAGCUAUAAAAGAUGGUAAAUAUAUGAUAAUUAAAACUUUGUAGAUGUUGAAAGUUUGAUAAAAAAAAAGUUAAAUCUAUUAAUUGAAUUGAUUGAUAUAUCAUGAUUGUGUAUAAAUUUUAUGGUUAGAUAUGUAUUUGAAAGCUAAGUGUUCAGCUUUUGAUGACUUUUUUGAAAACUCUUUUGACUUUGUCCUAAUAAGAUUUUGAGUACUAAAGAAAUAACAGUCUUGAAAGUAUUGUCUAAAUAAAAUUUUGUAGAAAUCUUGUUUACUACUCAUAUGUUUAUUGGCAAACCAGUGGUUCCUUUACAUGAGAUACAUGUAGGUUAGGUUGUAACCAUAUUAUCAUGAUAGGUGUCCUAUGGGUUGUUGUGAUAUGUUGAGUGUGUUUGUUAUGGUACUAUUAUUUGAAUUCCACUUUAAGCAGAAUAGAACAAGAGAUAUUCUGAAAAGUACAACUUGGUUCAUACUUCAUAUUGUCAGAUUAAUUACUAAAGGUUUGGUUUAGAUAAGUUUUGAUCUGAAAUGUUGUACUAUUUCUUUUUCAUAAUACUUAGAAGAAUUUUUGAAAGUACUUGCUAUUUUAAAUUUAUGUUCCUAUUGUUACACGUUGGAAAAAACAUUCCAUUUUAAAAAGAUGUAUAUGCUGUUUAUUGGUAAAUCUUGAUAUGUUUUUUUCUCUUUUGUAGGAAUAUUACUUUGUUCUAUUUCCCUUUCCUUACAAAGACUUUAACUGCAGUGGAGUUGUUAAACCCAGGCCUCCCAAUGAACCUAUAAAAUUUAUUAAAGCCUAUAUUUUGAAAGUGGUCUUUUUUUUUAUGUGAAAAUGACCUGUACAACCUAUAGAAACCUGUAUUUUUUAUAAGUAUUAAUUUAUAAGUAUUCUUUGGAAAAACACAAGAGACCUAUUUUGGUCUCAAUAUUGUGAUUUUAUGAGUUAUUCAGGUUGGAAAAUUUGUUUUUUGCCAAUGGAAUUAGGCAGAAAGCCUAUACAAUUUUUCUUUGUCAGUGUGUGUAUAAGAACCUAUAUUUUUAUGUUGCAGCCUAUUUUUUUUAGAUAUUUUAUGUUAUAAAUGGUCUGGGAGGCCUGCAAACCUAGAAAACAUCAUUAUAACUGCAUCCAGUUCAUUUUACACAUGAAUGGACUUACCAACAGUUAAAUGUGCAGCACGUUACAACUUAAUUUAGUUAAAGAGGAACAUCUGCCCUUUCCAGACCUAAUUUUUUUAUAUCUGUGGAUACAUUGAUAACAAAACAUACAGCACAAAAGAACUCCAUUCUCUCAAAAAAAACAUUUCUUCCACACAAAGACUUCUU